Messenger RNA from Pygocentrus nattereri (red-bellied piranha), 1715 nucleotides. RefSeq names its product bestrophin 4 (gene best4). Bases 50 to 1456 code for a protein of 468 amino acids. The transcript has 10 exons. The record is from RefSeq and is a predicted model, not a curated record. Lineage: Eukaryota; Metazoa; Chordata; Actinopteri; Characiformes; Serrasalmidae. Gene Ontology annotation, molecular function: chloride channel activity.
CUGUUCACGGACCUGCAGCACUCAGGGUUCCUCUGCUGCUCCGUCCAUCAUGACUGUGUCCUACACGCUGGAAGUGGCCAACGCCAGGUUUGCUGGCUUUACCAAACUUCUGUUCCGGUGGAAAGGCAGCAUCUACAAACUGCUCUACAAGGAGUUCCUCGUCUUCUGCUUCCUCUACAGCUUCUUCAGCGUCAUCUACAGGUGUGUCCUCAGUGGAGGCCAGCAGGAGCUGUUUGAGAGAGCCGCACGCCACUGUAACAAAUUCGCCAAACUCAUCCCCAUGUCUUUUGUUCUUGGGUUCUACAUCACGCAGGCGUUCCAGCGUUGGUGGGGUCAGUACACCAGCUUCCCACUGCCCGAUAACCUGAUGAUGGUGGUGUCCGGCAAUGUCCACGGGGCAGACGAGCGAGGUCGCCUCCUGAGGCGGACGAUGAUGAGAUACGCCAACCUCUCCUCCGUCCUCAUCCUGCGCUCCAUCAGCACACGGGUCCACAAGCGCUUCCCCACAAUGCAGCACAUAGUGGAGGCAGGAUUUAUGACUGAGGAGGAGCUGAAAACUCUCGAUCAUCUGUACUCGGACUUCAAUAAAUACUGGAUGCCUCUGACAUGGUUUGCAAACCUGGCUUCCAAAGCCAGAGAGGAGGGCCGAGUGAAGGACGACAUGGCCCUGAAGCUGCUGAUGGACGAGCUGAAUAACUACAGGGCGAAGUGCAGCAUGCUUUUCCACUACGACUGGAUCAGCAUCCCAAUGGUUUACACUCAGGUGGUCACUCUGGCCGUCUACUCCUUCUUUGCUUUCUGUCUGAUCGGACGUCAGUUUGUGAAACCAGAGAGAGCCGACGAACACAAAGUUCACGUGGAUCUGUACGUCCCCGUCUUCACACUGCUCGAGUUCUUCUUCUACGCAGGCUGGCUGAAGGUGGGAGAGCUGAUCAUCAACCCAUUUGGAGAGGACGAUGAUGACUUUGAAACCAACCAGCUUAUUGACCGAAACAUUCAGGUCUCCAUGCUGGCUGUGGAUGACAUGCACCAGAGCCUCCCUCCUCUGGAAAAGGACAAAUACUGGACGGAGAAAAGCUUCAGCCUGCCCUUCGGCCCAGCUAAGCCUGUCUUUAUGGGCUCCACCUACGACAUGAGGGAAAUUGAUGACAAUUUGGAGGACUCAACCACCAGCUACCAAAUCCCGAUGCUGCCGGUCAGCGUGUGGCCGCCUACCCCCAAAAAGCAGAAGAAGAGCCAGAGACUGUCCUGCUGCACUAAAAAAGUGAAAUCUAAGAAAAAGACGCACACAAAAGACAUGGAGACCGUCGACAUCAUGCCAGCUAAGCCGUGUGGGUGUGAACAGCAGCAGCAGCAGCACUACGAGGAAUCAGUGGAGAGGCCCCAGUGUGUGGUCACUCUGGGCGAGGCAGAAAAGGAGCAAGAGACAGAUUAUACAAACAAGUCUGUGGCCUGAGCUGCUGACCCUCAUUACUGCCUCACCUAAUUUGGGUCUUCUUUUUUUAUUCAGCACAAAAAUUCGAAAUUUUGCACAUUAAAUUCCAUGUAUUUUGAAAGUCCUCCUGUCUGAUCCAUUCGGCGUAAAUAUGGUGAAUGUGGUUGUUUUGAUUGUCGCUGCUGUAAAACCUUCCAACACUGAAGUGUCCUUUAAUAAAUGCUCUAAUGAAGUUUUAUUGCAGAUCAUUUUGGAUCAUUUCUGUUUUAUACAUUGUGAA